Cornus florida is the source of this 1866-nucleotide messenger RNA. Its product is annotated as wax ester synthase/diacylglycerol acyltransferase 7-like. The transcript has 5 exons. Gene Ontology annotation, biological process: triglyceride biosynthetic process. The record is from RefSeq and is a predicted model, not a curated record. Lineage: Eukaryota; Viridiplantae; Streptophyta; Magnoliopsida; Cornales; Cornaceae. Gene Ontology annotation, cellular component: plasma membrane. Gene Ontology annotation, molecular function: long-chain-alcohol O-fatty-acyltransferase activity; diacylglycerol O-acyltransferase activity. Bases 188 to 1585 code for a protein of 465 amino acids.
UAUAUAACAAUCAAAAUUAAUAUGUAUAAUGUAUAUAUUACGUGUUACAAAUACAAACUUUGGGGUAAAUCAACUUAUUUGGAAUUUUCUUAGGGCUUUUUUUAUUAACAUUUAAUUCCCCUAUAUAAAUGGCAACCACCACUAGUAGUAGCUAGUAUGAACCAUACUUGUGAAUCAAAAAUUUGCAAUGGUGUUUGAGGAAGAAGUAGUAUCAGAGCCAGCGAGUCCUAGCUCACAGUACCUCAACAGCUCGGUGUUAUCGCUCUAUAUCAUUGCCGUUUUGGAAGUCGAAAUCCCCAUUUUUGACGACUCGCUAACUAUGUCACUGCUCAAGGAUGUCUUCUUACCAAUUAACCCGCGCUUUUCCUCCAUCAUGGUUGGAGAGAAAAAUGGAGGAAAGAAAUGGAGAAGAGUGGAAGUGAAUUUAGAAGACCAUGUUAAUGUCCCCAUUUUCCCACCUGCAACGUCACCUGAAUCUUAUGAUGAGUACCUUGAUGACUAUCUGUCAGAGAUAGUCAUGGAUCAACUUCCACAGAGCAGACCAUUGUGGGAAAUUCAUAUAAUUAAGUACCCCACAAGCAAUGCAGCUGGAAAUAUUAUUUUCAAGCUUCACCAUGCACUUGGAGAUGGCUUUUCUCUGAUGGGUGCUCUCCUUUCUUGUCUACAAAGAGCUGAUGAUCCUACUCUUCCUUUAACAUUCCCCUCCCGCCAAUCGAACACAAAAUUAGAGGGUGACUGCGACAACAUUUUCUGGCAACUGCCUCGGAUAUUCUCCGGACUCAUCAACACGGUCUUUGAUUUUGGAUGGAGCAUUCUGAAGAGUAGUUUGGUGGAAGAUGAUCGGACACCGAUCCGGUCUGGUGGUGAUGGAAUGGAGUUCAAGCCAAUUGCUAUAACAACGAUGACAUUUUCUCUUGAUCGCAUCAAACAAAUUAAGGCCAAUCUUGAAGUGACGAUAAAUGAUGUGCUUGUGGGGAUAAUAUUUUAUGGAACUCGGUUAUACAUGCAAGCAACAAGCCAAGACGAGGUAAGCAAUUCACAUUCAACAGCACUAGUGUUGCUCAACACUAGAGCAAUUGGUGGAUACAAGUCCGUUGACGAGAUGGUCAGAAAUAAUACUGAUAAGACAUGGGGUAACCAAUUCGCAUUCUUGCAUGUGCCCAUUCCCACCCUAUCCAAUUCUGAGCAACCAGACCCUCUCAAUUUUGUCUUGGCUACACAUCAAUUAAUCAAGAGGAAAAGAAACUCUGCAGUUGUUCAUCUCAUCGGUAGACUCCUAGAGACACUCCAAAAAUUUAAAGGCCCUGAGGCAACGGCCGGAUAUAUUCAUAGCACGCUAAGGAACUCCAGCAUGGCAAUCUCAAAUUUGAUUGGCCCUGUGGAACGGAUGGCUUUGGGUAAUCAUCCCAUUAAAGGCUUUUACUUCAAUGUGGCUGGUGCUCCACAGAGUCUUUCGGUAACAAUGGUGAGUUAUGCGGGAACAUUGAGAGUUUCUGUGGGGAUGGAGAAAGGCUUCAUGGAUCCACAUAAGUUCAAGUCGUGCAUCGAGAACGCCUUUGAGAUGAUGUUCAAAGCCGCAGUUUGAUGUGCUUCACCAACAAAUUAAUUACUCUAGUAAAAUCAAAUAUUGUUGUAUUUGUGGUUCAAGGCAAAAACAUUGCUUUAUGUUAUGUGCGGUAGGAGGGAAGGAAUUAAAGGGUGUGGAGAGAAAAUAGAAAGAAAUGAACGAACUUCCUUUGUUUGGUAGAGUUGAUAUUAGAAAAAAAUUAAAAGAGGAAGAAAGGAUGGAAGACAAGUGGAGUAUUAUAGAAGUUUUAAAUUGAAUAUUAUCCUAAAUUAUAGAAAUUUUACAUUACAAUUCUAUUA